AUGUCAACACAAACCGUCUUUAGAUUCCCAACUCGCAAUGCCUUCGAGGACAUCACCUCCUUCCAGGAAGAGAUUCCUUCUAUCUCAAAGCAUGAGGUCCUCAUCAAAGUCCGCGCAGUCUCCCUGAACUCGAGGGAUGUCCAAAUCGCCACGUCCAAUUAUCCCGCCUAUGUCAAGGAGAACCCAAUUCCGUGCUCAGAUGCCGCAGGAGAUAUUGUGUCUAUUGGAGACGAAGUGCAAGGUCUUUCCAAGGGGGACAGAGUCGUAGUCUCCUUUGAUAUCACUCAUCAAUAUGGGCCCCAGAAAGAUUUCCUUACCACCCAGGGUGGUGGUGUUGAUGGAGUUCUCGCACAGUACAUCGUUCGUUCAGCCUCAAGUGUUGUGAGAGUUCCCAGUAGCGCACCACAGAGCUACAGCGAGCUUGCUUCCUUGGUUUGCACGGGUGUGACAUCUUGGAAUGCACUCUAUGGCAAUGUGCCGCUCAAACCUGGCCAGACAGUUCUUGUCCAAGGCACUGGUGGUGUUGCAAUGACUGCACUUGUUCUGGCCAAAGCGGCCGGCGCAACCACCAUCGUCACUUCUUCCAGCGAUGAAAAGCUAGACAAGGUACAGGACUGGGCAUCCAAGGCACUGGAGUUGACUGGGGGCAAGGGAGUGGACCAUAUCGUUGAGAUCGGAGGCAUUGGAACGAUCGAGCAGAGUCUUCAGGCUAUUGCGCCAGGUGGUGUCGUCAGCGUGGUUGGGUAUCUUGCCAACUGUGAGCCAGCAAAGCGACCGGAUGUGCCCCUCCUCGCGUUGCUCAAAAACUGUGUCGUUCGAGGUGUGCUGAUCGGUCCCCGUUGGAUGUUGGAGGACCUGGUAACGUUUGUCACUGCCAGAAAACUGAGAUUCCAUAUUGCAAAGGAAUUCUCUUUCGAGCGAGAGGAUAUCAUCAAGGCCUACCAUACUAUCCAGAGUGGAAAGGAAGUCUCCAAGAUUUGCAUUGUGAUGGAUUAA
Molecule: messenger RNA, 996 nt
Organism: Penicillium olsonii
Lineage: Eukaryota; Fungi; Ascomycota; Eurotiomycetes; Eurotiales; Aspergillaceae
Source: the annotation of a GenBank genome assembly